Messenger RNA from Ficedula albicollis (Collared flycatcher), 622 nucleotides. RefSeq names its product ceramide synthase 1 (gene CERS1). Gene Ontology annotation, biological process: ceramide biosynthetic process. The annotation marks the transcript as partial. The record is from RefSeq and is a predicted model, not a curated record. The transcript is spliced from 5 exons. Gene Ontology annotation, molecular function: sphingosine N-acyltransferase activity. Gene Ontology annotation, cellular component: membrane. Lineage: Eukaryota; Metazoa; Chordata; Aves; Passeriformes; Muscicapidae.
CGGGGAGUGGUGCAACCUGCAGCCCAAAGACGCCGCCAAGAUGCCCGAGAGCGCCUGGAAGUUGCUGUUCUACUCCGUGUCCUGGAGCUACGGCGCGUACCUGCUGUUCGGCACCGAGUACCGCUUCUUCCAGGACCCGCCCUCCGCCUUCCGCGGCUGGCGGCGCGGCAUGGAGGUGCCCGGGGACAUCGCCAUCGCCUACCUGCUGCAGGGCAGCUUCUACGGGCACUCGCUCUACGCCACCGCCUACAUGGACACCUGGCGCCGGGACUCGCGGGUGAUGCUGCUGCACCACCUGGUGGCCCUGGCGCUCAUCGCCUCCUCCUACGCCUUCAGGGUGCUGUGGGGAACCCCCAAAUCCACGGGGUGCUGCCUGACCCCGAUCCCAACCUGCCUGGCCUUCAGCCUCAGCUGGUUCUGGUUCCGUCUCUACUGGUUCCCGCUGAAGGUUCUGUACGCCACGUGCCACUGCAGCCUGCAGGCCGUGCCCGACAUCCCCUUCUACUUCUUCUUCAACGCGCUGCUGCUGCUGCUCACCCUCAUGAACAUCUACUGGUUCCUGGUGCGCCGCCGCGGGACCCAGCCCACGGGGACCCCUGAACCCCGCGGGGACCCCGAAACC